Molecule: messenger RNA, 2392 nt
Organism: Bombina bombina (fire-bellied toad)
Lineage: Eukaryota; Metazoa; Chordata; Amphibia; Anura; Bombinatoridae
Gene: EFHC2
Product: EF-hand domain containing 2
Exons: 15
Coding region: 61-2292 (743 amino acids)
Biological process (GO): regulation of neuron projection development
Cellular component (GO): microtubule
Source: RefSeq, a predicted model, not a curated record
AAUAAAGUGUUUCUAUUAGGAUACAGUGAACAUUCUGCCAUCACCUGCUGCUUAAUAAACAUGGCUUUACCUCUUCUACCAGGAAACUCAUUUAACAGGAAUCUGGGAAAGGACAAAUUCCACAAAUCCCAACAUUUUGGCUACAGCAAUGACAUUUCCAUGCUACUGGGUGAAGAAAAGCCAGGCAUUGGAGGGGAACCUCUUCCUGGGCAGAAGCUAAAGCCUAAAUUCAGUGUAUAUCCUAAAGGCAUUGGCAGUGACGCUCCAUCUUGGGUGGCAUUUGAAAAACAGGUUCUUUCAUUUCAAGCAUACUUUGAAGAAGAGGUUAAUCAAAAACGUGAAGAAACCUAUAGAAUACGGCAAUGUAAAAUAUAUUUCUACCUAGAAGAUGACACAAUUCAAGUAGUGGAACCUCAAGUAAAAAAUAGUGGCAUUCCCCAGGGCACAAUAAUCCGCCGCCAUCGAAUUCCUCUUCCACCACCUAAUGAGGAUCAGUUUUACAAAGUGGAUCACUUUAAUAUAAAUAAGGAUAUUGUCUUCUACUCCAGAACUUACACUAUUGUAAACUGUGAUGAAUUUACUAGAAAUUUUCUCAGAAAACUUGGUGUUCGAAUAAACCCUCCAGGCACAUUUCCAAAGGAUCCUUACUCUACAAUACGUACAAAGAUGGAGGAUAAUAUGCAGCCUUUACGUCCGUACGAGCGCAUAGACACACUGAAGCAAUUCCUUGACCAUGACAGACAAGUUUUGAGAUUUUACUGCAUGUGGGAUGACAGCCCAACUCCUUUUGGAGACAUAAGAAAUCUUAUUUUACAUUAUUACUUGGCUGACGACACAAUUGAACUCAUUGACAUUAUACCACCAAAUGCUGGCAGAGACACGGUUCCUGUCUUUCUCCACCGAGGAAAGCUUCCAAAGAAUGGGCCUGUAAAGAUGUAUAAGCCUGGUGAGAUCACAGCACGUACUGUUUUAAAUGUGUUUGGACCAAUGGGACAUGGAGGCCGCUAUAUUCUUGAUAAUCUUAAAACUGGGGCUGUGCAUCAGGAAUUUUAUAAAGACUCUGACCUGACAAUAGGGGGCAUCAUAAAUGUUUGGGGAAGAAAGAUAAUUCUUUGCAACUGUGAUGAAUUCACCAAGAAUUAUUAUAGAACUAAAUAUGGAAUUGAGGACUUUACCCCAGUUGAAUAUAAGGCAUCACCACCUCCAACAAUUGAGAGGAAAAUUCCACCAUACAAUGGAUUUGGUUCUGAGGAGGAUUCUCUUUGUUCUUGUAUGGGAAUUCUACCCAAACCCCCUCAACGAGAUUUUAGAAAAUUCAUGGAGAAGGACAGGAAUGGACUUGAAAGUAAUGUGCUGAGGUUUGUUGCAAAACUUGACACUGACAACCCAAUUGAUAAAGACAGAAAAUUCAUUUUAUCAUAUAACUUAAGUGAUGACACCAUUGUUGUGUUUGAACCUCCACAAAGAAACUCAGGGAUCCUUGGAGGUAAAUUUUUGGAAAGAUGUCGUGUUAAGAAACCCGGACAAGAGAUUUUUAAAAGUGAGCUGUCCGAGUACUUUAAAGCUGAAGAUCUUUAUGUUGGGGCAAGAGUUAAUUUGCAGUCACACAACUUUAUUCUAGUUGAUGCAGAUGAGUAUGUGUUCAAUUACAUGGAGAAGAAUCUUAAUCAGUUUCCUAUGGCAGACCUUGGUACAGUUGUAAGCAAAAUAAGGAGUAUUGUGGAAUCCAGGUCAAGAGAACUUAACCAGCUAUUUGCAGCUAAUGAUACUGAAAGCAGGAAUGAAAUGCAAUAUGAAACUUUCAGAAAUUUACUGGUACAAAUUUCAGAUGGAAAACUUACUGAGCAUGAAAUCAUGACUGUUGGACGCCACUACAGUAUAAGAGAAAAUCCAGAGGUUGACAUUAGUGUGCUCCUUUCUGUAGCCCAAGAACAACUAAAGAAAAAAACAUUUGAAGAUUUCAGCAAACUUAUGGAUGCCUGUGUAUACAAUGAUCGUGAAAGGAAGGGUUCGCUAUCCUUACAGGAAACAAAAACAAUUUUUAAGGCUUUCAGGAUUCCUUUGGCAGAUGACAUUCUUCGAGUGAUAAUGGAUAAGUAUACAGACAAUGAUGGUCAAAUUAGCUAUGCGAAGCUUGUCGCUGCACUAAACUGGAGAGAAAAUCCUGUUCCAGCACAGCAGAAGACGCCAAUUAAGUAUGAUCCUGACUGGAGUGGACAAACUACAUCUCAUGCAGUAAAGAGUGUGAACUAUCUCCUUCUUCUAGAUGAUUUGUUUGGUCAACAGGACUGAUUUGAUUGAAGAAUAUAAAGCGCUUAAGCUUUAAUAGCAUGUAUUUCUAUCCAUUUCUCCUCAAUGUCUUAAGAAGAAUAAAUUGUGAACAUGACAAAAA